CUCCGCUCUGCUCAUUCCUCUUGUCACCUGCAGUGGGAGGAGCUUGGUGAAGAGCUGAGCUGUCAUUGGCUGGAAGGGAGGAGGAUGCAGUUGCAUGGUGAUGCUGUACAGAUGCUCAGCAGUAUCCUCUCUCUCUCUCACUCUCACUCUCUUUCUCUCCCCUGUUUUUUUCCAGCUCUCUUUCCCACACACACACACACACACACACACACACUCACACUGCCUGUCACUGCAGCAAAAGGAAGAGGACCCACACACACACACAUGCACACACACACACAUUCUCGCACAUACACACUGAAGCUGUUUGGACCAGGCCAGGCCUAUCCUGUCGUUUAUCGCGUGGAGGAAGAACGACCUUCUCUUUUUCAUCCUUCGUUCUUCUCCUUGAAGGACUUCUUCUCCACCGCUUCAGCACACCACCCUGUCGCCGCCGCAUGAGGAGUGACCAGAGAGCUGAGACCAGGAUUAAUAUUGCACGCUCACACACACACUCACACACACACACACAGUCUACCGUUGUCUUGUUGCCAGGCGGUGUAGUAUUCGGCAUCCAUCAGCACCAGAGCAUCAGAGUUUAGGUAGGUGUGUGCAUGUGUUUGUUGGGGAAAGGUGUGUAUCUUUGGUGGUGUGAGAGCAUCAGACAGUUGGACAGUCUACACACACAUACACACCCACACACACACUGUCAUAAGACAGUGCUAAUUCUUCUUUGGGACACUGCUCCUCUUCGUACGGACGAAGGCCUCACGUAUCCCAGCAUGCCUUGCAGCAGGCCGCUCUGCUAGGCCGCAAAAGCAUGGGCGGAGCCUCAGGACAGCGGGACGCGACGGACCGGACGGGCACGCACACGCACAAACACACACACCCUGCCGCUGCCCAUGGGUGAGGACGGAGAGAGUCCAAAACUCAACCACAGUUUCCUCCGAGACUACGUCACCGAGGCUGAUGUCAUUUCCACUGUGGAAUUCAACCAGACGGGGGACCUGCUGGCCACAGGGGAUAAGGGAGGGCGAGUGGUCAUCUUCCAGAGAGAGGCAGAGGCCAAGGCAGAAGCGGAGGAGCUUGGGGAAGCAGGGGAGUAUAAUGUCUACAGCACCUUCCAGAGUCACGAGCCGGACUUUGAUUACUUGAAGAGUCUGGAGAUCGAGGAGAAAAUCAAUAAGAUCCGAUGGCUGCCCCAACAGAAUGCUGCCCACUUCCUCCUGUCCACCAAUGAUAAGACCAUAAAGCUGUGGAAGGUGAGCGAGAGGGACAGGCGGCCAGAGGGGUACAACCUGAAGGAUGAAGAGGGACGGCUGAAGGACAUUUCCACUGUUACCUCACUACAGGUCCCGGUGCUGAAGCCCACUGAUCUGAUGGUGGAGGUCCGGCCACGGCGUGUGUUUGCAAAUGGCCACACCUACCACAUCAACUCCAUCUCCGUCAACAGCGACGGGGAAACGUACCUGUCUGCUGACGACCUGAGGAUCAACAUGUGGCACCUGGACAUUACUGACCGCAGCUUCAACAUCGUGGACAUCAAGCCGGCGAACAUGGAGGACCUGACGGAGGUCAUCACGGCCGCAGAGUUCCACCCUCACCACUGUCACCUGUUCGUCUACAGCAGCAGCAAAGGAACCCUGAGGCUGUGUGACAUGAGGGCGUCUGCACUGUGUGACAAACAUGCUAAGAUCUUUGAGGAACCAGAGGACCCUGGCAAUCGCUCCUUUUUCUCUGAGAUCAUAUCCUCAGUUUCGGACGUGAAGUUCAGUCAUAGCGGGCGCUACCUGCUCACACGGGAUUACCUCACUGUGAAGGUGUGGGACCUCAACAUGGAGAAAGGCCCUGUGGAGACCUACCAGGUGCAUGAGUACCUGCGCAGUAAGCUCUGCUCGCUGUACGAGAACGACUGCAUCUUUGAUAAGUUCGAGUGUGUAUGGAACAGCACUGACAGUGUGAUCAUGACAGGAGCGUAUAACAGUUUUUUCCGGAUGUUUGACCGGGAGACAGGUCGGGGGGUGACCUUGGAGGCCUGGAGGGAGAGCAGUAAGCCCAGGGCGGUGCUGCGGACCCGCCGGGUUUACACCGGGGGGCGCCGCCGACGCGGAGACGUAGGCGUGGACAGCCUGGACUUCACCAAGAAGAUUUUACACAUGGCCUGGCAUCCCGCCGAGAACAUCAUCGCCAUCGCAGCCACAAACAACCUCUACAUCUUCCAGGACAGAGUCAGUCCGGAAAACCAGUGACAAGAACUUCUGUACACACACUCACACACAGAACACACACACACACACAACACACACAGUCACUGUCACUCUCAUAAGGAUGAACCUCAGUCCAUUCCUCAAGUUUAAAAAAAAUUCUGGCUACUCUUUAAAUAUUUAAAGGAGAAUUUAAAUAUCAGAUCUUUCAUUAAUUCAGAUUCAUUCAUUGAGAUUCAAAUAAUUCAGAUACUGUCAUUCAGGUUCAGUCGUUCAUAUUCAUUUAUUUCAUUUUAGUCUUUCAGAUUUGUUAACUCAGAUUCAUUAAUUCAGAUUCUGUCAUUCAGGUUUAGUCGUUCAGUUAAAUGUAUUUAAUUGCAGUUUUGCAGAUUCAUUAAUUCAGGUUCAUUAAUUCAGAUUCAAUAAUUUAAAUAUAAUCAUUUAGGUUCAGUUGUUCAGAUUAAUUUAUUUCAUUUCAGGCUUUCAGAUUCAUUAAUUCAGAUUCAUUAAUUCAGAUUCAUUAAUUCAGAUUCAUUUAUUCAGAUUCAGUCAGAUUAAUUCAGAUUAAUUUAUUUAAUUUCAGGCUUUCAGAUUAAUUUAUUCAGAUUCAAACAUUUAAAUUCAGUCCUUCGAAUUCAGUCAUUGUGAUUCAUUAACUCAGAUUAACUCAGUCAUUUUAGUUAACUGAUUCAAAUGAUGUCCAUCAGAUUCAGUCUUUCAGAAUGAGACAUUCAAAUUCAGUCAUUCAAAUUUCGAUUCAGUCAUUUUGAUUCAUUGACUCAGAUUAAAUCAUUCAGAUUCAGUCAUUGUGAUUCAUUGAUUCAGAUUAUGUUCAUCAGACUCUUUCAGAUUCAUUCAUUCAGAUUCUCCGUGAUCUCCAGGAUCUGAUUAACUGAAGCUGUUUAUACAGUAGUGAAAUAUAGAGAAUAAAAAAAGAAAUAGUCAUAGAUUUUACAUUUUAAACAAAGUCAAAGUAAUAUAAUGUUGAAUGUUUAAGAAUAUAUUCAUUAUUAUUAUUAUUAUUAUUAUUAUUAUUAUUAUUAUGCUAAUUCAGCGGAAACACAAUGUUUUCCGGAAUUGGACUGAAAUGACUUGGAAUAAAAUCACGUUGUAUGAGCGUACCUUAAGGAAAAAAGACUAUUUUUCUUUUUAAUAGAACAUUUCUGAUUUCUUAUGACGUCAGCAAAGUAUUAAAAACCCAACACACAGCUCAUACACACUCUGUACAGAUUCACACUCACGGCUAACCACGGCUAAUCGCAGCUUAACACAGCCAGUAAUCAAGGCCCAUUAUAUCUUUUACUGCCACGAAUAUUGCAGACUGCAUUUUGCUUUGUGACUGACCGCACUGUCAGCUGACGCCCUGAGAGACUGAUCACUUCAGCCGAAUGCUUUGAACCAGGGGUCUUCAGUUCCAGUCCUGGAGGGCCGGCGUCCAGCACAGGAUCUUCUCCUACACCCAGAUGUUAUAAUAAUAUGAGUUACACAAUGCAAACAAUAAUGACACAUGAAGAGUAACCCUAACCAUUACAGGUCCAGGAUCAGCAGUGUUCAGCAGUGCUCCAGGUUCCAGGAUUGUGCUAGACCAAAGCCCUGCAGUCCUGUAGCUGCUCCAACACUCAAACUGAGCAUGGGACAAGCAGUGGGACACUCCUGUGGACUGGAUACGGUUCCUUGCUUGUCAUGGAUAUGGGAGUGUCUUAAGCAGUCUUCCUAUUGUGUGCUUCCUUAAACAUGUCUCAUGAUGCUUCUGUUAUUCUACAAGCCCUGGUUGGGUCCAGUGAGGGAUGUUCUCUUCGUUGGAUGCCAAAAAGUCCACUCCAUUUAACCCUUCAUCAGUCCUCAUCAGUGUGUGUGUGUGUGUGUGUGUGUGUGUGUGUAUGUGUGUGUGCUGACACUUAUGCUCAGGUUAGUCUACCAUUACUAACAGAACUGUCCAGAACCUCAUUUGUUCAAUAGCAGAUACUGGAUGAUCCAGUUCUACUGUGAGUUUAAUUACAGUACAGAAAUACCAGCUGCCCAAAAACCCAGUAACCCAGGAGAGAGGAGUAACCCUGAGAGGAGCCACCAGUUCCCCAUAUCUUCCCUAACCUGAACACUAACCCUAAUUCUCAACACCAAUAAUCAAGCCCAUCUCUGGAUACUGACCCCAAUGCUAAAUACUAAUCACCAAAACUAAACACGAAUUCCUGAACACUGAACACUUACCAUAAUACUCAAUACUAAUCCCAUUACUGAACACUGAGUCCAGUACUAAACACUAAGCCCAUUACUGAACACUAACCAUUAUACUAAAUACUAAUCCCAUUACUAAAGAGUAAGCCCAUUGCUGAACACUAAUCUCAAUACUAAACACUAAGCCCAUUACUGAAAACUAAGCCCAAUACUAAACACUAAUCCAUUACUAAAUACUAGGCCCCAUACUGAACACUUAGCCCAAUACAAAGCACUAAGCCCCUUACUAAA
This is a messenger RNA of Astyanax mexicanus (Mexican tetra), 4649 nucleotides long. RefSeq names its product protein phosphatase 2, regulatory subunit B, gamma a (gene ppp2r2ca). Gene Ontology annotation, cellular component: cytosol; protein phosphatase type 2A complex. Bases 882 to 2228 code for a protein of 448 amino acids. Gene Ontology annotation, biological process: peptidyl-serine dephosphorylation. The transcript has 9 exons. NCBI's taxonomy places the organism in Eukaryota, Metazoa, Chordata, Actinopteri, Characiformes, Acestrorhamphidae. The record is from RefSeq and is a predicted model, not a curated record. Gene Ontology annotation, molecular function: protein phosphatase regulator activity; protein binding.